Messenger RNA from Fusarium graminearum PH-1, 2844 nucleotides. RefSeq lists its product as uncharacterized. The record is from RefSeq and is a predicted model, not a curated record. Lineage: Eukaryota; Fungi; Ascomycota; Sordariomycetes; Hypocreales; Nectriaceae. Gene Ontology annotation, molecular function: protein binding. The transcript has a single exon. The coding region runs from base 1 to 2844 and encodes 947 amino acids.
AUGCAUCUCAUCAAUGUGAGCACGUUGAAAAUGAAGGAGUUCUUCGGAGAUCGCAUUCCCCCAUACGCAAUUCUCUCCCACAGAUGGGGCGACGACAAAGAAGAGGUCUCAUUCUCCGACAUGACAAAUGGCUCAACGAAAAAGGUCGGAAUGGCAAAAGUCCUAGGCUGCUGCAAACAGGCCAAGAAAGACAAAAUCAAGUAUAUCUGGAUCGACACAUGCUGCAUCAACAAGGACAGCUCAAAGGAGCUCGAUGAGGCUAUUAAUUCCAUGUUCCAGUGGUAUCGCAAAGCUUCGGUCUGCUACACCUACAUGAGCGAUGUACCCAAAGGCGACAAUAUCUGGGACCCGGCGUCCAAAUUUUACACAAGUUCCUGGUUUCAACGCGGCUGGACAUUGCAGGAACUAUUGGCGCCCGUCGAGUCACGCUUCUACGACCAAGAAUGGAAUUUCAUCGGCACCAAAGCUGAUCUAUCGAGUGAGAUUGGGAAUAUCACAGAUAUCCCUCGAAAGUUUUUGCUUGGCUGGGCCGACUUCCGUCAGGCAAGCGUGGCACAACGGAUGUCAUGGGCGGCAAAACGGGAAACGAAAAGAGAAGAAGAUAUGGCCUACUGUCUUUUAGGAAUAUUCAACAUCUCAAUGCCGAUGAUUUACGGCGAAGGUGCAAAGGCAUUUGAGCGUCUGCAAUUGAAGAUACUGGAGCAAACAACAGACGACUCUAUUCUUGCUUGGGGAACCUUUGAUGCUGAUCUUAGUGGACAAACCACUAAAUUAUCUCAGGCAAUCUCAGCUGGAGCUUUUGCUUCCUCUCCUAAGGACUUCGCUCGUUGUGGACGUAUAGUGUCGAAUAUCCAGGACUUCAAACCCAGCAGCACCUUCACUGUAUCGGGUGGUUAUGUCAACACGUCCUUGACAAUACAUUGCAACGAACACAAUAUGCGCUACGGUGCGCUUAACUGCUCCUUAGAAGGCAACGACACCCAAGUAAUCGCCAUCCCUUUGUUUACAAAGUCUUCCGCAACCGGAUACAUCAGACCACAACAUUGUGGAUCGAUACUGGUUACAAAACCACCAGUCGGGCAUCCGACCCCGAACAUCCGAAUCAGAGUUGAUCGGCAAUCUCGCCCUGCACAAACGACAGGGAAAAGUGUCUGGCUACAUGUUCAAGGUUACAAGAAGAUUGGCCUAAAGUUAGCAGAGACUUAUCCGCCACUUGAGUGGGAGAGAAGUCGUGCUUUGCUUUACAGAGGGGAUAGCAAAUCUGGUGCCAAAACUCAUCUGCUUCGAUUCACGUCCGGUGAUGCGAAAAGCCAAGACUUGAUAGUGGUGAUCGAACUGAACCCUUCUGACGGAGCAUCAACUACGCACAGCUUUGUGAUACAAGCAUUCAAAGACCUGGAGUUGAAGGAUAUAGAUAACAGCCUGGAAUUCAUUGAUCCAAAGAAUCGCAAGUUGAGAGUGGCCGAUAACGGAGUUAUUGAGGUCAAAGUCACCAGUAGUCGGGAAGCUGUCCCGCAAGGGGAGGUUUGUUUGGUCAGCUUAGGUCGCACAAACAAGACCCCAAUUGAUGGCAACAAAGCUUCGGCGCUUCUGACAGCAAAGCUCAAAUACGAUUUCAUGGAUGCUUUAAAGAAAGAAUAUCUUGCGGGUACAGCAGAAGGUCCGGCCCUUAAGAGUAUAUCAGCAUUGAAAGAUCGUCGUGAAUCUGUCAAGGCUACAUUGCGAGAGAUCGAAGAAGAAGAGAAGAAACUGGCUGAAAGGAAGAAGUUAGUACAAAAGGAUAUCGACAGCCUCACGGACCGCAUUGUUGCCGAGGAAGCUCAGAUACAGGGGCGCCUGAGUUCUUAUGAGAAGUACCAAAGUAAGAGGUUGAAGGUUCAGAGCAUUUUGGACGGUAAGACCACUUAUACACACGGUCAUUCAAAGUGUCAACUACGAUGUUCGUUGGGCAAAGGAGAAGUCGUACAUGGCCCAGGAAAUUGGUUUGAACAGACCAUCCAGAGGUUAUUGGAAAGGGUAGAACAAAAGUCCUAUUCGUGGCCAGUGGAAGCUGGGCAACAUACAAAGGACAUAUCACCUCUUUUAUGGGCCGUUGCGAACUCGAAGCCUGAGUUUGCAGAUCUACUUCUUGACAAAGGAUCAGAUACUGAGGCGAAAUACAAUUAUGGCACCACGGCACUCUCAGCAGCUGCAUGCCAUGGCAAAACACGGAUAGCCAAGAUCCUUCUCAACCAUGGCGCACAGCUGGAAGCAUUCAAUGAGAGCAAACUCACACCAUUAAUCUACGCAUCUUACGGUGGACAUAAAGAAACAGUGGCUCUCUUACUUGAAAAGGGAGCUAAUGUCGAGGCGCGAUCCGGUACAGGAGGCACAGCUCUGACACUUGCUGCACUACAGGGGCAUGAAGAGGUGGUAGGCUUGCUCCUGGAAAAGGCUGCCAACAUGGAAUCCAAGGACGAGGAUGGUGAUACUCCACUUUCGAAAGCAGCAAUAGGCGGGCACACAAAGACGGCGGCGCGAUUGCUCCAAAAGGGAGCUAGGAUCGAAACACAAAACAUCAGUCAACAUACACCUUUAGCCGCAGCCGUGCUAGGAGAGCAUGAGGAAACUACUAGUUUACUUCUGGCGAGUGGUGCUUAUAUUGAAGCGAGAGACACGAGACAAUGUACACCACUGAUGUUGGCAGCUGCGAAGGGACACGGAAGUAUUGUGAGAUUGCUCUUGGAGAGAGGUGCUGAUGUUGAGGCGAGCGAUUGGCAGAUGAUGACGCCGAUACAACAUGCUGCUUUAUCUGGGCAGAGAUACAUUGUUGAUAUGUUGUCGAACGCUGGCGCAAGAAGCUAG